AUGAAAUUCUCAAAUUCAGUCUUAUUAUCCCUCUCGGCUUUGAUCUUCUCCUCAAGCGCUGCUCCUGCUCACUCCCAUAACCUCCAUAAAAGAGCUGUCGCAAUCGAAUACGAAUAUGUCACUGUCACUGUCAACAGAGAUGGCGAAACCAUUUUGGCCACUUCACAAACUACCUCAACCUACAAAACUGCAGAAUCUAAGUCUAAGUCUGAGUCAAAAUCCUAUUACAGAUCAUCCGCUUCUACCACUUCUUACUCUUCACCUUCAUCCUCAUCCACCUCCUCAUCUUCUGUCUCUGUUGCUUCAUCAACCAAAAAAACUUCAACCUCGUCUCCAACUGGCUCAACAUCCAUUCAAUCCACUUUUGGUGACUUGUCAUCGUUCUCUGGUCCAUCUGAAAAAUUCGAAGAUGGUGUUGUUCCUUGUUCCGAUUUCCCCUCAGGUAAUGGUGUUAUUGCUCUUACUCAUGUUGGUUCUGGCGGUUGGUCUGGAAUCGAAUUGAUCCAUUCUGCUGAUGAUAUUGAAGUCGGUGGUGAAUGUAGAGAAGGCGCUUACUGUUCCUACGCCUGUCAACCUGGUAUGUCAAAGACUCAAUGGCCCUCUGAACAACCUGCUAGUGGUGUUUCAAUCGGUGGUUUGUUAUGUAAAAAUGGUUAUCUCUACAAAACAAAUUCAAGAUCAGAUUACUUGUGUGAAUGGGGUGUUGAUUCUGCUUAUGUUGUCUCUGAAUUGGACGAUACCGUAGCCAUUUGUAGAACUGAUUAUCCAGGUACUGAAAAUAUGGUUAUUCCAACUAUUGUCACUUCUAACUCAAAAUUGCCCUUAACUGUUGUUGAUCAAGAUUCCUACUACACAUGGAGAGGCGGUUCUACUUCUGCUCAAUAUUAUGUCAACGACGCCGGUGUUGAUUGGGAAACUGGUUGUUCUUGGGGUGAUUACGGUACCACCUAUGGUAACUGGGCUCCAUUGAAUUUCGGUGCUGGUGCUUCAAGUGGUGUUUCUUACUUGUCUUUAAUUCCAAACCCAAACAACAAAAAUGCUGCUAACUUUAAUGUCGAAAUCGUCAAAUACACUUCUGACGCUGUUAUUUCUGGAGAAUGUGCUUAUGUUGAUGGUGUUUUUAAUGACGGAACCGAUGGUUGUACUGUUGGUGUCACUAAAGGCUCUGCCAAAUUCCGUCUUUACAAUUAA
Ascoidea rubescens DSM 1968 is the source of this 1191-nucleotide messenger RNA. RefSeq names its product putative glucosidase SUN4 (gene SUN4). Bases 1 to 1191 code for a protein of 396 amino acids. The record is from RefSeq and is a predicted model, not a curated record. Gene Ontology annotation, cellular component: cell surface; fungal-type cell wall. Gene Ontology annotation, biological process: fungal-type cell wall organization. The transcript is spliced from 2 exons. NCBI's taxonomy places the organism in Eukaryota, Fungi, Ascomycota, Saccharomycetes, Ascoideales, Ascoideaceae.